AUGCCACGGUUACUCGGUCUGCCGGCCGAGCUGGUCCAGAACGUGCUUCAAUUUCUCGAACCGACAUGUCUGGCUGAUGUGGCGCUGACAUGCCGCUUCCUUCGUAACCAUGCUCUGAGUGACGCUCUGUGGCAACAGCAUGUCAACGCCCAGCUUCCGCACCUCUUGACCAGUGCGGCUCCUCUACCGUCAUUCCGAGAUCUCUAUAUCGCUCACCACCCUUAUUGGUUUCUGUGUCGACACAAGAUCUGGUUCUCGGAUAGUGAACCAAAUGGCAAGCUGCUACUUGCCCGUUAUGAUCCGCGCAGAGGAUGCAUUGAAGCUUAUGCCAUAGUCGCCGAGCCUGGCAUUCGCCAAUUCGAGCACUGGGAGCACGAUGAAGACGUCUCCAUCCACACCUUCAACCCCAAAGUCCAGUUGGACCUCAACUCGCCUGUUUUGAAGCUUGAAUCUGGCAACCCACGUACUCAGGCCCGUGAUUCUGAACAGCAUGAUGACCAGCACACCCAGCCCCUCCCCUCGCUCUCUCGUGAGAUCAUGAUGAAUUGCUCUUCUUCACCCGGUCUCUACACAUCCUUCAUGCUUGCACGCGACCUUCCCCAAGUUGCGAUGGGCCCUGGUACCAGAGUAUGGCCGCCUAUGAAGAUACCCGCUCUAUCACGAACUCGCAAUGCCUCAACUCGAUCGUUCCAGGCGCUUUCGCACAGACCGUCAACUCUCGAUGAAGUCAGCCAAAACACCUUCCGUCUACGGAAGUGGGUUGAGUUCUCUGGUCGUCUUCGUAUGGGAGAAGAAGUAUCCACGUAUGGAACACUGCCACCGAGUUGUUAUGUACCCACUAAAGAGAAGCCCUGGCAGGGUAUCUGGUGUGGCGAUUACAGUGGCCAUGGCUGUGAGUUUCUUCUUGUACUACAGCCUGAGAUGGGUCAAGAGAUCCCGUUGCCGGAAGGGAUGAAUCACAUGCUCGAGUGGCUCGCUACGGGUCGUUUUCGACGUAACAGCAACGGCUCUGAGAGCAGUGACAGCAGUUAUGCAAGUGCUCAAGAAGAUCAAGAGCCCGAGUCUGACACUUCUUCCGCCUACGACCUUCCGACACCGGCUUCAUCCAGCACUAUUGACGGACAAGACGUGUACAAUGGACGUAUCGAGGCUAUCAAGCUGACAGGUGACCCCAAUGUCCCACGCGGAGAAUAUACUUUCAUUGCCCCUGAUAUAGGCGAUGGUGGUCUGGUGCGCAUCGCAGAUGAAGCGGCUUUCAAAGGUGCGAGGGUUGUCAGGAGUGCUGGGCAUAUUGCAGGCGUGGGCUUCGCACACGACGAAUACAUGGCAUCUCAGCUCAUUCUCAUAUCUCCCGAUUGCCUGGCGCAGCACUGGAUAGAGUUUGGACACAUUUCGUACUAUCGUCGUGUCGAUAUCGACAGUCUCCUGCAAAUAUAG
Messenger RNA from Aureobasidium namibiae CBS 147.97, 1437 nucleotides. RefSeq lists its product as uncharacterized. NCBI's taxonomy places the organism in Eukaryota, Fungi, Ascomycota, Dothideomycetes, Dothideales, Saccotheciaceae. The coding region runs from base 1 to 1437 and encodes 478 amino acids. The transcript has 3 exons. The record is from RefSeq and is a predicted model, not a curated record. Gene Ontology annotation, molecular function: protein binding.